UCCAGUGGCGACAAUUGCGGUGCACAAUUCAACUUGUAAACCCACUCCACAAAGUUCUCAAUAUUUCGUAUGAUUUCCUCGUAAAGAUGGCUGCGCUCAUUGGACACGCCACCAGGGCAUGUAAUUCUCGAUUAUCACAACUUCUUCGUGUUGUCACAGUGAGAGUCGAUGGUGUCCGGCACAAAAGGGGUGAACCACCGUUGCCACCGAGGAGCACCAUCAAAUGGAAGCUCCAGUGGGACGAGACGUCACUGGGUUCACGCGGAUUCCUGAGACCACUGAAGCCUUACGAACCGCCUGCGGAUGCCUCUCAACGUCUGGACAUGGUCUGCCGGGGCCAGGGACUCUCCCCUGCGGACUCCACUAGGAUCGACAAUCUCCUGAAGAGAUUUGAUUUUUUCGUGGCGUGCGAGAAGGAAUUCAAUUAUGGAAUUCCAAGUUCUCGGCUCUACACCAUGGAAACAAUAGGUGAUGUGAGGCAGUUCUACAAAACCCCCAUUGUCGCAGCUCUUCCUUUCGACUUAGUCAGGAAAACAGAAUUACCAAAGAAUCUUCACAUUCAGUACGAGUACCACAGAUUUCACCCAGCGACAGACACAAAAUUCAAUGGUAAAACAGCUUUCCCAUACAGUUCCACAAUCGUCACAGGAUUGAAGUACAAGAAGAAAUAUAAGGGCCACAAGCAGAAGAACCCCUUCGAGGACACCUACGAAUAGGCCGCAUUAUAAAAUUGUUCCCUCAAUAAAAUAAAUUAUUGAAUUUGAA
Fopius arisanus is the source of this 765-nucleotide messenger RNA. RefSeq names its product mitochondrial ribosomal protein L50 (gene mRpL50). The transcript is spliced from 4 exons. Gene Ontology annotation, cellular component: mitochondrial large ribosomal subunit; mitochondrion. Lineage: Eukaryota; Metazoa; Arthropoda; Insecta; Hymenoptera; Braconidae. The record is from RefSeq and is a predicted model, not a curated record. The coding region runs from base 87 to 716 and encodes 209 amino acids.